This is a messenger RNA of Octopus bimaculoides (California two-spot octopus), 2769 nucleotides long. RefSeq lists its product as uncharacterized. Gene Ontology annotation, biological process: regulation of transcription by RNA polymerase II. The record is from RefSeq and is a predicted model, not a curated record. Gene Ontology annotation, molecular function: RNA polymerase II cis-regulatory region sequence-specific DNA binding; DNA-binding transcription factor activity, RNA polymerase II-specific. Gene Ontology annotation, cellular component: PcG protein complex; transcription regulator complex; chromatin. Lineage: Eukaryota; Metazoa; Mollusca; Cephalopoda; Octopoda; Octopodidae.
CUACGCUAGUGAAGUCAUGUACUGUCAGUUACCAACUAAUUUAAAAUGUUUGUUUCAUUACUUUAAAUGUUUAUAAUAUUUAAAUAAAAUUGUGACUUUCUCCGGACACCCGUACGACUAGUUUGAUAACUUAUCGGCUUCAACCAUAGCGAAACCUACACAAGUGUGAUGAUCUUUGUGAGACAAGAGUUCAUUUUAAUUGUUUCAUUUGCCAUCUUAUACAAAAUACCACAAUAGGGAGUUAAAUUACCAUUCACAGACGACGAAGAUGCGGAGGGAAACUGUUGGAAAUGUCAGAUGGGAGAACCAAGUGCGUAAAGCCGUGGUUACCGCCCCUGAUCCAUUAAUUCUGUUAAUUCCCCCGAUGUUGUUUGGUAAACAUCAUAAUUACAGGGUCAGUUCUUGUUUUAAACUGACAUUCAGGGGAUCCAGUUAAAUAGAGAUGGUUGUUGCUAAUUAUCUGUGGUAAGAAAUAGCUACAACAUUUUUUAUUAUGUCGAUGUGAAAAAUCUAAAUGAAGGUUUGUUGUAAAAUAUAGAAGUUGUGUUGAAGCUGUCAUUGUCCAGUCUGAGUUGUGACUACUUGAAUCUAUCGUGACAUCUUCAUUGGCUCUGUAUUAAUAUAAUAUCAGAUGACAUUGGCAUAAAAGAAUAUUAUUUACCUGAGAUCCAUCAAUAUUUAUCAUCUUUUCAAGACAAACAGAUGUCAUACACAACAGAUAUGAACCCUCAUUUUAUAAAUCCAUCCUAGAAUUACUGUGGAAUAUUGGCUCUGAACAGAAUUUUUAUACAAAAUGCUCUCCAAUUCACAGACUGCAUUUGUGUUAUAAUGAUUUGAUAUCGAAAUUAAAGCUGAUUUACAAAGGAAUUUGCAGCAUCUUCAAAUAUUGACAAAAAUCACAGUUGAUAGAAAUAUAGCCGAAGAAAUCGGAAUAAAAUAUAUAAAUAAAGGGAAGAAGAACUUUUAUAUUUAUUGUGGUGAGAGAGAAACAAGAAUGGAAGACGAAUUGUGUGAGAAAAAGAUUAAAUGUGAAGCAGAGUUUGAAAUUAUUGAUUUCCCUGAGAAUAUACAGAAAGAGAAAGGAAAGACAUUCUAUCAGUGUGAUAUCUGUAAGAAGACAUUCUCUGAUAAACGUACAUUAACUACACACAAACACAUUCAUGCAGGAGAGAAAAAAUAUCAGUGUGAUAUCAGUGGUAAAUCAUUUCCUCAAGAUCAGAACUUGACUGUUCACAAACAUAUUCACACAGAAGAGAAACCAUAUCAGUGUGAGAUCUGUGAUAGAUCAUUUUGUCAGAAAGACGAUCUAAUUACUCACAAACACAUUCAUACAGGAGAGAAAAAAUAUCAGUGUGAUAUCUGUGAUAAAUCAUUUAAUCAAAAUCAGAACUUAAUUGUACAUAAACGCAUUCAUACAGGAGAGAGACCAUAUCAAUGUGAUAUCUGUGAUAAAUCUUUCUGUCAGAAAGGCGAUCUAAUUAGACACAAACGCAUUCAUACAGGAGAGAAACCAUAUCAGUGUGAUAUCUGUGGCAAAUCAUUUCCUCGGAAUAGUGAGUUAACUCCUCACAAACGUAUUCAUACAGGAGAGAAGCCAUAUGAUUGUGAUGUAUGUGGUAAAUCAUUCUCUCAAAAAAUUAACCUAGUUACUCACAAACAUAUUCAUACAGGUGAGAAACAUUAUCAGUGUGACAUCUGUGGUAAACCAUUUGCUACAAGUGAUGAUUUAAGUAGGCACAAACGUAUUCAUACGGGAGAAAAACCAUAUCACUGUGAUAUCUGUGGAAAAUUAUUCUCUGAUUGUUCUAGCUUAUCUAGACACAAACAUAUUCAUACAAAGGAGAAGCCAUAUCAUUGUGACAUCUGUGGUAAAUCGUUUCCUGCAGCAAGAAUUUUGAAUAUACAUAAAGAACUUCAUACAAGAGAGAAACCGUAUCACUGUGAUAUCUGUAGUAAAUCAUUCCGUUCACCUAGUUUCUUAACUAAACACAAACGCAUUCAUACAGGAGAGAAACCAUAUGACUGCGAUGUGUGUGGUAAGUUAUUUUCUCUGAAGCAUCACUUAAUAAUACACAAACGUAUUCAUACUGGGUAUAAACCACAUUGCUGUGAUGUCUGUGGAAAAUCGUUUUACCAGAACAGUCACUUAACUGCUCACAGGCGUAUUCAUACAGGAGAGAAACCAUAUCACUGUGAUAUCUGCAGUAGAUUAUUCUCUGAUUACUCUAGCUUAUCUAGACACAAACAUGUUCAUACAGGAGAGAAGCCAUAUCAUUGUGAUAUCUGUGAUAAAUCAUUCUCUCAAAAAGGCUCCUUAAGUAAACACAUACGAAUUCAUAGAAAACAGUAACGAGCUCAUUAUCAGAAUGGAGUUUGUGAUAAAUGCAGUGCAUGAUGUAGAAUAUUUGUUCAUGAUGAUCAAAUGAAUUUUUCCCACUUUUUCAAAUUUCUUCAAUGAAUAAUUUUCUGAAUACUUCCUAAUAUUCAGAAAACUUACUGGAGAAACAAACAAGAAAAGACAAAUUUACUCAUCAAAAAUUGAAAACAACAUAUUUACUGCAUUGUGUUUAUGAAAACUAUCAAGAUUCAUCGAAUGAAAAAUUGUGCAUGAUAAAACUAUAAAUAUGUAUUCACGUCUCCAAGAAGAUAUCACAUUAUAUUUUGUAUAGUUACAUAAAUAUUUUUUUGUGUAAGGUAACUUUCCUCUGUGAUAUGUUUAAUAAAGCUUUGUAAAUAUUCUUAAUUACUUGAAAUUGAAAUAAAUCUGGU